UGCACUGGUAAUUCUACGGUUUGGUUGGUUAGUUGGUGGCGUCGGUCUCAUGCAAGAAGAGAAGAAGAAUAACCUAAAUUUUUGUGCAAUAUUGAGAAAUAUAAUAAAAAAACGAUAAAAAUGACACAAACUUAUUCUACCGACUGGGAUAUUGAAAAAUACAGAGAUGAUACAGAGCCGGAAGAGCAUUGGGAAUUGCGCAAAGCUUUUAUGGAGGCUCAUAAAGGAAAUUUUUCUGAAGAGUAUUUGGUAGCACUUGCUAGAACAUUUACAAACAUUGAGUUCAUGGGUUGCAGUUAUCCCGCAGCUGUUAUGAGAAGAAUUGCUGAACUAUCUAAAGAUGUAGCCAAAACAUAUAGAGAGAACAAGAAAACUAAGUUGCAAAGAACAUUUGUGUCAGCAAGUAAUGCUGCAGAAAACAAAAUCAAAAAGAGACAAUCAGAUCCAGGAGUUUUACCAGCUGCAAGAAAUUAAUGUAGCACAUGUUACACUAGUUUAUGGUAUAUAUUGAUGUGCUUAUUUAGUUUAAUGAAAAAGAAAAAAUAUAUAUUAUAUUUUUGAUUUUU
This is a messenger RNA of Cylas formicarius (sweet potato weevil), 566 nucleotides long. Its product is annotated as partner of xrn-2 protein 1. NCBI's taxonomy places the organism in Eukaryota, Metazoa, Arthropoda, Insecta, Coleoptera, Brentidae. The coding region runs from base 121 to 474 and encodes 117 amino acids. The record is from RefSeq and is a predicted model, not a curated record. The transcript has 3 exons.